AUAAAUGGAAGAAAAAAAGCCACAGGCAGAGAAUACAGAAGGUUCAUCCUCUGACUACUUUGAAAAGUCAAUUGCGGAACAUGAUCAGAAGACGUUUACACAUUUUGACUAUCCGUUCCAGGAAGAGGAGGACACUGAUCGCUCAAAUAGAUUCAGUAAAUUAGGAAAACCCUUCAGAUUCAUAUUUCCGGAUAAAUAUCCACUAUCUUGGUUCGGUUUCCACCUGCUUCUCAUCGGAACUUUCUUUUUUUUCAACUGUAAUACUCCAGACAAAGAAAACAUUAAUAUGGUUCUGGGCAGUGAACAUGCUCUUGGAGGACUCGUUUCUAUGAUUUUUAUCUUCUCAGCUAACGCUAUAAUACACAUCGCAUUCAUGUUUCUCAGGUUUCUUUAUACUUUCUUUAUCUGCUUUAUCCAUAAUUUGACUAAUAAUGAGCACAGAUAUUUGUUGGUUAAUUGUAUACUGGACAGAUUGUGCUCAAGAAAUCCGUUAUCAUUUGCGCUAUUGAACAUGCUCGAUCCAACUCUUUUCUAUACUAUUUUUGCCUCAUUCCAGUCAAUGCUGUGGCAAGUUCUCAUAUACAGAGACCCCAAUAAUGAUAGUCUAUACUAUAUUAAUGCUUUUAAAAACACUGAAUUCGGAGAUAUCUUCGUUUUCGACAAAUCUUCAAUGGUUUGGAUUUCUUACGGAGUUUACCUUUACGUCAUUCUCUCCAUAAGAUGUUUACUGUUAUCUGUUAUAACGUUUUUGUUCGAGUUGGGCUUUUUAAUGAGUUCUAACGACUCCAUGAAGAAGUAUUUGGAUCUCUACACUAGGAUUAGGAGGUUUAACAUACUAUGGAUAUCGUAUUCUCUAACAAAGCCUAACCUUAUGGACCUGAUAGAGUCUUUAAAUAAGUACUCUAGGUUUGAAGAGAUGGGAGAUUUCACUAGAAAGAAACGUAACGAGAAAUUGGAAAAUGUGUUCAAAGACAGAGCACUUGAAGUUCUAAAGGAUCAUAACAUGACUUCCGGGCAUUUUCAAAAAACAGCCAGAUCACUAGACUUGCCAACUCACGUGACUGAAUCUCUGAUCAACAGUUCUAGCAAUUCAAGGUUAAAGAAUUGGAUGUUAGCUUACUACGUCACAAAGACUUCCCCUUGCAUUUCACUUCUUCACCAGGAUGUUGUUCUUAAGAACGAGAACAUGAUCAAUAAGGUUUCUGAGGUUCUUUUUGACCAGAUUUACGCAACCACAAAUGACUACAAGGAUGAAGAUAAGAUGGAUAGUGAGACCAUGGAUAUCAACUACACUGCCUUGGUGAAUUCUGAUUCAUGCCCUGCCAGGGAUGAUCCAAAGAAAAAAGUUGACAUUAACAUAACUAACAUUGAGGAGAUACCUGCUGCCAUUAUAAACACCGCCAUAGACCUGACUGCAAACACUGCUAAGGAGGUCAAGGACACAGCUAAGGAAAUGAUGGGCUUAAAGGAAGAAGCCCCUGGUCUUACCAGAAAUGAACUCAAGGAACGAAUCUCUCAAGAAAUUAAAAAAAGGAAAUCCUCAACUGAACCACCACAGGAAGAGGAAUUGAGGCCUUCUGGAAGUGAGGUCAUAAACAUUGGAACUCCAACGUCAAUGGUUGAACAACCCAAGCGAAGGUCGACUUUCGCUUCUAAAUUCUUUACCAAAGAAUUUAAGGGGUUCAAGAAGAAGGAAAGAACUACAAGUGUUUCAUCUGAAGGCGUAACUCAAAUCUACGACUUGAGGUGUGUUCGGGAAACUCUUUUAAGUGAGGACUUGAACAUUCAAGACGUUCUAAACUUCAGAAGUCCUGAAAUCGUUGACCCUAAGUCUUCCUACGAUCACACCAAAACCCGCAUCAAGUACAAAUAUGACAGGACCGACCUCUUCAUUAGCAGGGAACGACUUGCUCUUUUCAUUCCUGAGGAGGAUCUAGACAAGACUAUAAGUCUCAUAGACAUCUCUGGUCACGGUAGGAUCAAUUUUAACAUCAUUAAACAAGCUCUCACUAACUUGUUCUCAUCAAGGAAAAAGUUCAAACGAAAUCUAAAAGGACAGCAAAGUGUGUUUAGAGUUGUGAAACGUUUAAUGUCAGCAUUUUCAUGGGCAGUGUCGUUUGUAAUACUGUCUUUUAUGGCUGGAGUUAAGGUUGAGGCAAUUGUUGUAUCUGCCGCAGCGUUCCUGUCAGCUCUAACUGUAGCUCUGAGUUACAUGUACACCAACUUUAUAACUUCCGUAAUUUUUGUGGCCUUUUCAAACCCUUACAACGUGGGAGACAGGGUCAGGUUAGAUAACGGAGAACCUCUGAUUGUUAAGAAGAUCAGGACAUACACAACUGAGUUCGUGUCAAUCCACGGAAAGAUUUUAAUUUAUCAAAACUCGCUCCUCUCGACCAUGAAAAUAACAAAUGAGAGCAGGUCUGAGACUGCAACACUUGAAAUUAUAUUCAAGAUAGACGACAUGACCCCCGACGCGACAAUCCAAAAGUUCAACAAGAUCAUCAACACAGCCAUAAACUGCAGACCAAACGACUUUGUGAAGGACAGCGCAGGUCUCUUCGGGUACCACUUUAACCCAGGCCACUGCUACGAAGUUGCACUCUGGCUCACCUGCAUCGAGAGUUGGGGAAACUGGCAACGAAUAUAUCAACUCAGGACUGAAGUUCUACAGUUAAUUGUUAGAGUGUGUAAAGAGCUUGGGAUUGGUUACAUACUUCCAACGCAGCCUCUACACUUCAAAGAUUCGCUGGAAAUCGCCUCCUUCAAAUAA
This is a messenger RNA of Theileria parva strain Muguga, 2770 nucleotides long. It is a transcript of the gene MSL10, whose product is annotated as Mechanosensitive ion channel family protein. Lineage: Eukaryota; Apicomplexa; Aconoidasida; Piroplasmida; Theileriidae. Gene Ontology annotation, molecular function: mechanosensitive monoatomic ion channel activity. The transcript has 9 exons. The record is from RefSeq and is a predicted model, not a curated record. Gene Ontology annotation, biological process: transmembrane transport; monoatomic anion transport. Bases 5 to 2770 code for a protein of 921 amino acids. Gene Ontology annotation, cellular component: plasma membrane.